Molecule: messenger RNA, 3739 nt
Organism: Sphaeramia orbicularis (orbiculate cardinalfish)
Lineage: Eukaryota; Metazoa; Chordata; Actinopteri; Kurtiformes; Apogonidae
Product: protein transport protein Sec24C
Exons: 21
Coding region: 283-3360 (1025 amino acids)
Biological process (GO): endoplasmic reticulum to Golgi vesicle-mediated transport; COPII-coated vesicle cargo loading; intracellular protein transport
Cellular component (GO): endoplasmic reticulum exit site; COPII vesicle coat
Molecular function (GO): SNARE binding; zinc ion binding
Source: RefSeq, a predicted model, not a curated record
ACGCUAAAACUGGAGGAAGCCGCAAGAUCACAACCAUUGGUGCAAUCCGUGUAUGUUGUUGCCAGCAGGUUGUUGAAAUGCUAGUACUUUAUUAAAGCGUACUUUGACAAUAUUGUAAAAUGGCGUAGCGUUAAAUAAGACUGAUAGCGUGUCGUGUUCGUCGCAGGGGAAAUGAAGAUGGUUCUAGUAAAAAAGUACCGCACGUAAAGUCCGCUGUUUCCGCUGAUGUCCGAAGGUACCCCCUCGCACGAGCAACACACCAAUCAGUGAUGGUUACGGAGGAUGAUGGACGUCCCUUUAGCCAAUCAGAACCAGACACCCUGCCAGCAGUGGGUGGGACAGAAUGGCUGGUCCCCAUCUUCACCCCCAGGACCUCUUUACAACCCCCUGCCCAGCUUUCAGAACCUGAGCCUGGGCUCCCCUGAUCAAAGGCCGCCCUUUGAACGCCUACGGCCAUACACUCAGGGCUGCAAUAACAACCUCAGUAGUUACUCAUCUGGAAGCACUCAUCAUGACAACACCUGGCCUAAUAAUGCCGAGCACAGCGUGCAGCAUAGUAUUCAGAGUACUAAUACUUCAUCUGGUGAUCCUGGUUCAUGCCAAGGAAGAAAUGUACCUCCAUGUUCUUACCCGCAAAUGAACGAAGGGUUGCCGCCUUCUAAACCUCAACAUAUGCCCCCGUACUUCCCUCACAGCUCCCACCAAGCAAUGCCUCCUCCUUUGCAGCCUCCAUACUUAUAUCAGGGUUUGUUAAAUGGGCCUCAGUUACAACAUCCUAAACAUCUGCCCAUGAGCCCACUCUCAUCUGGACAAAAUAUAAAUCCACUGAGUCCACAGAGUACUCCUCAGACUACUAUUGAGAGGAUGAAUGUGGAAGCUACUAUCAGUGCUGGAUAUUCUCACAGCCAUGUCCCGACCAUGUCUCCUAUUCAACAGCAACCUCAGUGGACAUGUCCACCUGACAAAACAGGAGCCAUAAACCAGUUUGUCCCUGAUGCAGCUGCACAUGAGAGAAACACUUUGCCACAGUCUCCAAACUCUGAGUCUCGAUAUGGUCUGGACCCAGAGUUGCUUCCAAGUGCUGUAAAGGUGAUGGCAGAGGACAGGGCAGAGUGGGAGGGAAAGGUUUUUGUCUCAGAGCCGGUUUCCCGUCUUCCUCCUCUGGCAACCACGUCAUGUAUCAUAGAGGACAGAGGUAAUGCUAGCCCUUUUGCCAUCCGUGCCACCUCAUACUGUGUGCCCUGUGAAGGUCAGACGGCUCUGCUCAGCCAUCUGCCACUGGGAGCUCUGGUCUCCCCUCUGGCAGGACAAAACACUGGAAAGAAGUCCCUGCCCAUGUGCACAGAGGCAGAGUGUGUGGUGGGCUGUGGUUGGUGUGGAGCCUCCAUGUGUCCAGCUAUGGGUUGGCAGGACUGUGGUCAGAGGUUUUACUGCCCGUUCUGUGGGAAACUCAGCGAAGUGCCAUGGCAACACUACCAGCCCACCAAAGGAGUGGAGGGGGUUCGCCUUGAUAAAGACAAAAGGCCUGAACUCAGUAUGGGGUCAUAUGAGAUCCUCAGCUCCCAGAAGGGUGAAGCUGCCGUGCUGCUUCUAGCCAUAGAUGUGUCUGCCUCAGCAUUAAGAGGAGCCCAUUUGGAGUUUGUUACCCAACAAAUACACACUCUACUUUCCUCUUUGAACAGGACGGACAGUGAAACCUCGUCAGAUAUUCGUGUUGGUUUAAUGACGUACGACAGCAGGAUCCACCUGUAUGACCUUAGCCCCACCUUGUCCCGCCCACACAUGCUUGUCAUCACAGAACCAGAUGACCUGCAACUUCCUGUGAGGGAGGGGCUCCUGGUGUCCCUCAAAGACUGCAUAGAUAGCAUUGACAGCGUGUUGCAGCUUAUUCCUCAGUUCAGUCCAGAGUUUGAUGACUCCAGUGGAGUUCCAACGGAGCUGCCUGUCAAAGCAGCAUUAGCCAUACUGCAGGCCCUGAGUUGUCCUGGCAAGUUACUGAUCUUCCAUACUGCCCCUCUGAUAGAAAUAGGAGUCACACAAUCAUCUUCAGGGUUCUUUGGCUCCAACAAACCAAAGUCCAUCUUUCAGCCUUCAGAAUCAGUUGUCUCGCUGGCCAAGCAAUGUGUCAGUCAGGGCUGUGGCGUUCACCUGUUUGUCCUCUCACAGCAGGAUGUGGGUGGGGCUUGGCCGGGGCACAUUCCCUAUUUGACAGGUGGAGCUCUGCACAACUACAGCCACCUCCAGGGUGAAUUAGACAGGGAGCGUUUCAUCACUGAUCUAAGGAGAACUGUUGAAGCUGAGACAGGCUACAGGGCUGAGCUCAAACUGUUUGUCAGUAAAGAUUUACGUGUUUCCGGCUGUUAUGGCCUGUUUGUCCCAGGUCCUAAUCCUGGUCGUGUUGCCAUGGCUACACUUGAUUGGCGAGCAACACUAGCUGUAGAACUCACACACUCCAGAGCGCUAGAUGAGACGAGGGGUGUAGCCAUUCAGACUGCCUUGUCUUACAGCACCCAGACAGGAGAAAGGAGGACCAGGGUUCACACUCUGAUUCUGCGAUGCUCACGUGAUCUGCAAGAUGCUUUUCGGCACUACCAGGCCCAAACAUUACUCACCUUCUACUGCAAGAAGAUGUACUGUGCAGUGUUGGAACGGCCUCUACAAGAGCUGAGGGAGGAACUCCAGACGGAUGUAACAGAAGCGUUGGCAUCUUACCGUAAACACUGCUGCUCUGCAUCAGUGUCUUCUGGACAGUUGGUGCUUCCACAGUACUUGCGAGCAUUACCUGUCUACAUCAACAGUCUGAGGAAGAGUGAGGUGUUGUUGCCAGGUCUACGGAGCUCCGUCCACCAGCGGCUGCAGCAGCGCUGCCAGGUGCUCCGUAUGGACACCUACAGCACUGCCACACACUUCUACCCUCUGCUGCUGCCUCUGCCUCUGACAGUUGACAGCUCCAACCCUCCAAAGCCAGAAGAGGCUCUGCGCUGCUGCUCUGCCAGUCUGGAGCCAAGAGGUCUGUAUUUGGUUAAUGCGCCUCUCAUCCUGCUGCUCUGGGUCGGUACCCAGGUCCCAGCAUGCACUCUGGUGGAGCUCUUUAACACCAGCUGCUUCUCCUCCCUGCCCUCUGGAGAGACUAAGCUGCCUGUUUUGGAAAACCCUCUCUCAGUCUGUGUUCGAAUGCUCAUCACCACACUGAACUCCCAAGUGUCAAACACUCGGAAGCUCUGGGUGGUGAAACAGGGUGACAGCUGUGAAGAGGCCCUGCAGCGCCACUUGGUGGAAGACAAAAGUCCCAAUGGUGGAGCAUCCUACGCCGACUUCCUGUACCACCUUCAUGUCAACUCUGUCCGGCUGCUGCAGUGACUGAGAACACACAUUUUCUAACCCCUCUGAGUGAUUAGAGUCGAUAAUGACACUGCAGCGAAAAGAAACGGAAAGACAAAAGGCAUAAUCUGGAAGUUAGAAAGGCCUGCUAUCAGAGGAAGUCCAUGGGGGCAUUUUAAGAGAGAGUUGUAUUUAUUGAACAGCUGCUGUGAAAUGAGGUGUUUGUCUGAUGUGCUGGAUGUGUAUAUGUAUUUAUGAUGUUAAUUUAUUCCUGCGUCACAGCAGUUCUCUAAUCCUUGCCUGAGAUGUGUGUGUGUGUGUGUAUGUGUGUGUGUAUGUGUGUGUGUGUGUGAUGCCUGCAGUAUGUUCUGUGUGUACAUAAUCUCCAGUGAAUAAAUAGACUUUAACUGAACCUUGA